Molecule: messenger RNA, 1626 nt
Organism: Glarea lozoyensis ATCC 20868
Lineage: Eukaryota; Fungi; Ascomycota; Leotiomycetes; Helotiales; Helotiaceae
Product: MFS general substrate transporter
Exons: 6
Coding region: 1-1626 (541 amino acids)
Biological process (GO): transmembrane transport; carbohydrate transport
Cellular component (GO): membrane
Molecular function (GO): carbohydrate:proton symporter activity
Source: RefSeq, a predicted model, not a curated record
AUGGGUGGUGCCGAAACUGGUUUCUCGGACCCAGUCCUCACGCGCAUGGUCGCGGAGGAUAAGGUGCCUUUUUACAAGAAGAAGACGCUGAGACUCAUGUAUCUUUACCUGUUUCUCUGCUGUAUGGGUGUGGAAAUGACUUCUGGUUUUGAUUCGACGCUGAUUGGAACUUUGCAAUUCUCGCCGCCGUGGAAUAAAUAUUUCACCGAUGGUGCUAAGGAUGCUAAGGGAAAACCAACUCUCUCCCCAGGUCUUCUCGGUUUCGUUUCUUCUUGCUACCAAUUGGGUUCUAUCCUCGGUGUUCCAGUCGCGCCAUAUGUAAAUCAGAGAUUUGGUCGAAGAUGGGCUAUCAUGUCUGGUUCUGUCAUCAUGAUCAUCGGUGCAAUCAUUCAAGGUUUUGCUCAGAACCUUGGCAUGUACAUCUUCUCCCGUAUGGUCCUUGGUUUCGGAAUUGUAUUCUGUAUCAUUGCCGGAUCAGCUCUCAUCGGAGAACUUGCCCACCCAAAAGAGCGAGCGCUGUUGACAUCCCUCUUCAACGCUUCAUACUUCAUCGGUCAAAUCACCGCCGCCGCAAUCAGUCUUGCAACAUCUGAAAUCGCAAACGACUGGGGAUGGCGUAUUCCCUCCCUUCUCCAAGCCUGCCCGUCCCUCCUCCAAGUCGCAUUCGUAUUCCUCCUCCCAGAAUCACCCCGCUAUCUCGUCUCCAAAGACCGCGACGACGAAGCCUUCGCCGUCCUCGUCAAAUACCACGCCGAAGGCGACGCCGACUCUCUCCUCGUCAAAGCCGAAAUGGCCCAGAUCAAAUCCACCAUCAUGAUCGAACUCGAGCACUCCAAAUCCUCAUGGCUGGACAUGAUCGCCACAGCCGGAAUGCGUCGUCGUGUUUUCAUCUCCGGGUUCCUCGGUCUGUUCACGCAAAUGUCCGGGAACACUUUACUCUCCUACUAUCAGAACCUGUUGUACAUCAUGAUGGGCUACACUUCCACCUACGCUAAGACGCGCAUCAAUCUCGCUAACGCAUGCUGGAGUUUCGCGACUGCUUUGAUUGCCGCUUAUGUGGUGUCGAGGUUCAGACGAAGAGUCAUGUUCAUGUUGUCUAGUGGUAGUAUGUUGACGGUGUUCGUUUGCAUCACGAUAUCUUUCGAACGACUCCGCGCCGCCAAGGAUGGUGGGUAUACCAAUAAAGCUGCCGGAAUCGCAGCCCUGUUCUUCUACUUUGCUUACUCGCCAUGUUAUAACAUUGGAAACAACGCCUUGACAUACACCUACCUAAUCGAACUCUUCCCCUACGCCCAACGAACCCGCGGUAUCGGAAUCGAACAAGUCUUCGGCAAGAUCGGCGGUUUCUUCUCGCAGAACGUAAACCCCAUCGCCCUGACCGCCAUCGACUGGAAAUACUUCGCCGUGUACAGCGGCUGGAUCGCGUUUGAGUUCUUGUUCAUCUACUUCUUGUAUCCUGAGACGAGUGGACGGACGUUGGAGGAGUUGGCUUUCUUAUUCGAAGACAAGGAAUUCGCCGAGAAAGCCGUCAUCGCGGUCGAGAAACAGAUUCAUCACGAGGAUAUGGAUGAGAAGAAGGUCGCUGUUGUGCAUGAGGAGGAUAAGGGUGUGGAUCGUAUCGUAUGA